AUGAGAGAAGAUAGAACUGGUCCAUCAAAAAGCCGGUACGUACCGGAAAGGCAGUCCGAUUUUGGAGUUCCACGUUGUUGUUCUUCAUUUGUUAAUCAUUUUCCCCAUCAUCUAAUCGUCACUUUCUGCUAUGGCUUCUCUGCUCUCUGUGGCCCGAUUUCUUUCUUCUCCAUUUGUAUAACAUUAUCAUCAGCACUUAUCUUCUCCAUUUGUAUAACAAUGGCAGUUCACUCCUCCGCCAUUCUGCUUCUGCAGCUCUUUUUUUACUUUUUAGUCGCUUCCGCCGCUUCCCGGAGCAAUGAGAUUGCCGGAGGUGUGCGGAUAUGGCCGUUGCCGGCGUCGGUCACUCAUGGUGGCCACCGUCGGUUGUAUGUUGCGAAGGAUUUACGCCUCAACACUCAGGGCUCCAACUUUAGCGAUGCUUCAGGGAUACUCCAGGAGGGAUUCUCCAGGUUACUUGAUGUGGUUCGUGCUGCUCAUGUUGUUGAUGCUAAUCUCACUCGCUUGGGUUCCUCUGCUCUGCUUCUUGGAAUCCACAUUGUUGUCUCUUCGCCUUCCGAUGAGUUACAAUAUGGUGUAGACGAAUCGUACACAUUAUCAGUCCCUGCACCUACACCUGGAAAGCCUGCCUAUGCAUAUCUGCAGGCUCGUACAGUUUAUGGGGCUUUGCAUGGUCUUCAGACCUUCAGUCAGUUAUGCUCUUUCAAUUUUGAAUCAAGGGUAAUUGAAGUUCGCAAGGUACCAUGGAAUAUUAUUGAUCAGCCAAGGUUCUCCUAUCGAGGGCUCUUAAUUGAUACUUCUCGACAUUAUCAGCCAUUGCCAGUUAUAAAGAAAGUGAUUGAUUCUAUGGCAUAUGCAAAGCUGAAUGUGUUGCACUGGCACAUUGUCGAUACACAAUCUUUCCCAUUGGAGAUACCUUCAUUCCCAAAACUUUGGCUUGGUGCUUAUUCUAAGCAAGAACGGUACACAAUUGCGGAUGCUACAGAAAUUGUGAGAUAUGCACAACGACGUGGAGUCAGUGUAUUAGCUGAAGUUGAUGUUCCUGGACAUGCUUUAUCAUGGGGAGUUGGCUAUCCUGCGCUGUGGCCGUCAAAGGACUGUAAGCAGCCACUUGAUGUCAGUAAUGAGUUCACCUUUAAAGUAAUAGAUGGAAUACUGUCGGAUUUCAGCAAGAUCUUUAAGUAUAGAUUUGUUCACUUGGGAGGCGAUGAAGUCAAUACAACUUGCUGGACGGUGACUCCUCAUAUAAGAAAUUGGUUAAGAAAACAGGGUAUGAAAGAAUCUGAUGCUUACAAGUACUUUGUCCUGCAAGCACAAAAAAUAGCUUUGUCACAUGGAUAUGAACUUGUAAAUUGGGAAGAGACUUUUAAUGAUUUUGGCAGCGAAUUGAGUCGAAAGACUGUUGUGCAUAACUGGCUAGGAACUGGUGUAGCCCCCGAGGUUGUUGCAGCUGGGUUAAGAUGCAUUGUUAGCAACCAAGAUAGUUGGUACUUGGACCACAUAGACACAAGUUGGGAGCAGUUCUAUACAAAUGAGCCGCUUAAAAAUAUCACAGAUCCUCAGCAUCAAAAACUAGUCAUUGGUGGGGAGGUAUGCAUGUGGGGUGAAAAUAUCGAUGGGUCAAAUAUUGAGCAAACUAUUUGGCCUCGUGCUGCAGCCGCUGCAGAGCGCCUUUGGACACCAUAUGACAAUCUGGCUAAAGACCCCAAUCAAGUUUUUGCAAGGUUGACACAUUUCAGGUGUUUGCUGAAUCAAAGAGGGAUUAAUGCCGCUCCUGUAUCAGGACUCGGCAGAUCUGCUCCUUGGGGUCCAGGUUCUUGUUAUGUGCAAUGAUUAUCCAGAUCAAUCUCCCUUUCAUACUCUACUUCUCCUCUCAUUUGAUCAAGAUACUUUCUAGCCAUAAAUUCAGGAUUAGC
Messenger RNA from Cucurbita pepo subsp. pepo (vegetable marrow), 1916 nucleotides. The record is from RefSeq and is a predicted model, not a curated record. NCBI's taxonomy places the organism in Eukaryota, Viridiplantae, Streptophyta, Magnoliopsida, Cucurbitales, Cucurbitaceae.